Molecule: messenger RNA, 2015 nt
Organism: Exophiala oligosperma
Lineage: Eukaryota; Fungi; Ascomycota; Eurotiomycetes; Chaetothyriales; Herpotrichiellaceae
Exons: 1
Coding region: 426-1478 (350 amino acids)
Biological process (GO): mannosyl-inositol phosphorylceramide biosynthetic process
Molecular function (GO): mannosyltransferase activity
Source: RefSeq, a predicted model, not a curated record
CAGGUUCCCUUUCAAAUCUUCUGCACCAAAUCUUGACCCUCAUUUGGACUCCGUGCAGUACAUAUCUCGUCGUUCCUUUUCUGAAACCCUUUGCUCUCCUCCGAUUUUUUUCCUUUUUUAUUACUUUGCGUAUUCGACUACUACUCGUGUGCGGUCGAAAUAAAACUGCUUGAUUCCACUCCUUUGUACAAGCAGAAAACGACCCGCCUCCUAGAUAACCUCCCCCCAAAACACAAUGACAUCCACCCUCCUAUUAUCCCCUUAAUUUCCCUUGUCGAGAUCGCCAAACGGCCUUCACCUUGCCGCAUUGCAACCUUCUCGAUAAAUACACAAAAGAGAAAGUCAAAACCGACAAUACAUACCCUCACUGGCGCGUUGUGACGAGGCUGCGCCCCAGGACACUGACUAUCUCUCUCGCUUCCACCAUGCGUCGCAGCGUCGUCAUCUUCCUCCUAACCACGAUCGUGGUCGUCACAUUACUCCUACACUCGGUGUCAACGCUACUGUCGUUACUCAUUGAAGAUGCCUCGCGCGAUGCCAUUCACCGCACCGAUAUCCCCGCGCCCAACUCGACCCUCCUCGACAACCGACCGCACCUCAUCCCCAAGAUCAUCCACCAGACGUACAAGAACGAAUCGAUCCCGUCGCGCUGGCUGUCCGCCCAACGGUCGUGCAUAAACCUCCACCCGGACUACGAGUACGUCCUGUGGACCGACGAAAAAUCUCACGAUUUCAUCGCCAAAGAAUACCCCUGGUUCCUCAGCACCUUCACGAGUUACAAACACAACAUCCAGCGCGCCGAUGCGAUCCGGUACUUCGUCCUCGCCCACUACGGAGGUGUUUACAUCGACCUGGACGACGGGUGCGAGCGUCGCCUGGACCCUUUACUGAGCUACACCGCCUUUGUGCGCAGGACGGUGCCGACGGGCAUAUCCAACGACGUCAUGGGCUCGAUACCCCAGCACCCGUUCUUCCUCCGGGUCAUGGAGAGUCUGCCGGGCGCAAACCGCAGUUGGGUCCUGCCGUACAUCACCAUCAUGGCGAGCACGGGCCCGCUGUUCCUCAGCGUGAUAUGGAAGAAGUGGAUGGGCGAGCACGCCGACCUGGACCCAGACACGUGGAUCGGGAGGGUGCGAGUCAUCAUGCCGAGCGAGUACAGCGACCACACGUGGAGCUUCUUCAAGACCUACAAGGGGGACAGUUGGCACGGGGACGACGCCCGCUUCAUCUUCUGGAUGGGCAGGAACUGGAUGCUCCUUACCGCACUCGGCUUCUUGCUGGCCGGAGUGCUGGGCCUGAUGGUGUGGUACGUCUAUUCAAGGCUGAUCAUCAUGGGGUCCAGACGGCGUGCUGGGGGCGUCGGUAGCCCUCGAGUGAGCCCGUUCAGGUUCGUCGGCGUCGGGUCGAGGGUGCCCUUGUGGAACGUCUGGAGUGGCAAGACACAAAGUUAUGAGUUGGUGGCCCAGCAUGAUGCCUAAGGCGCUCCAACCCGGGCUCCCUAGCAGUACCCCAGGGCGUGUAUGUGUGUGUGUGGUUGCGUGCAUGUGCUUUGAUUUUGAGCGAUGGCGUUCUGGCAGGGGAAAGAAAAGAAAAAUUUCCCCAUGACUACUUUUUACAAUGGUGACACCGAUUUCAACACACUUUGGGUGGUGGUUGAACGCAACCUGGUUUUGGUGUGCAUCACAAAGCAUGAACUUGUUGAAAACAGAAACCACCCAAAGAUACCCUGUACUCGUGGUAUGAGUGCAGGUGGGUUUAAACGGUGACUUGUUGUACUUGCGGCUGCGCUGGCAAGCAAGAAUGAGCCAAUGAUACUUGAUCUGGGAUGUUUGUUUUCCGGUGUGUUGACACACGUGGAAAAUAUUAAAAAACUAAACAGAUUUGAAACCUCGACUCUGGCAUUGUCCACCCCCCUUUCUCUUUUUGGUGAGACAUAUUAGGGUGCGUGGGUUUAUACAUACCUAGCUAUACUCGUACUCUACUAUAUUUUAAUAAGACAGGACCUUUUUAUCUUA